AGUUUGGCUCGCACACCCACAACAAUUACCACACGUCGCCGACGGCUACAGGACGCAGCGCACCGCGAGACAUCACGCCAACGACGCGCACUCGCUAGCCGCGGCAGCCGAGACAAGGGCAGCCCCCUACAAAUAAGAUCGAGCCAGGGCAGCCUAGCAUAGCAAGCAUGGCCGACGAACAAACGGGAGAGAACGCCUUCGAGGAGGCCACCGAGGAGGACACGCAGUUGGAAGCGGCGGCCGACGCCCUCGAGGCCGCACAAAAUGAACAGCCGGGCUGGUGGCGCUGGCGCAAGGCGGCAGCUUUGGUCACCUUUGGCAAGAAAGCCGACGAGCCGCCGCCGCCGCCCGUCGAACCGGUCUCGUCCGUACGAGGCACGAAGCCCGACUUCUGGAAGCUCGCGAAGCACGCCCAGAAGAUCAAGUCCAUUCCCCCGUCGCCAAAACGCGCGUCCUACCCGCCCUUAGCGCAAGAGCAACAGAAGGACCCCGAGGACCCCACCCGCAUCUACUGGGACAUGACCUUCGUCUUCCCCGUGAAGAAGGAGAAGAAGGACGACGCUGAGGAGCCGAAGAGCGACUUCCAACAAGCACUGGGCGAUAUGAAGGCCGCAGUCAAAAAACGACUGAAGAAGAAGAAGAAGCACCAGUUUGAUCACACGGACUUCAUCGGCAAGGUCACGGCGGCCGGGCUCGUUACGUCGGCCUAUCUAUCGAUACAAAAAGACGAGAUCUACGUUCGCGUCGGGGCGACGCACGAGAGGUUAUGCAUCCAGGCGGACAACAUUAAUUUUCCGACGCCGCUCGAUGAGGAUCGAUUGAGAUUAGUCUGCGAGGCCGGAUUACCGCAGUAUCAAAUCGAGCCGAUGAAGAUUCCCGAACGGACGCCUCCCGAGGACGGCGAGAAGACUUUUAGUAGAUUCAGAGCCUACCAGCACAUCAACGGCAAGUACGACACGUCGGAAGAAUUAGCACCUCUUUAUAGACGUACGCAUGAGCACACGGGGUUUAGGGGAGACAACAGUCAAGAAAGGACGCUGUUCAAUUCGAUGCGUCGGUUGAAGCUGAUGUGGUCUUGCAUUAAUGAUGAGCCGUCGCUGGGAGGUGCGGGCGUUGCGGUCGAGAAGCGCGUCCAACAGAAGAAGAUCUUAGCCGCCCUGGCGAUGCACAACCAGCGGGAGCGCAAAGCUUUAUACGAGCACUGGGUCCGCGCGUCGAUCUUCACGCUGCCGUCGCGCAUUGAUUUGCAGGGCAUGCUGCCGUUCUGCUGCGACUGCUACCUCGAGGGCAUGCCGCUCGAGGCCUACAAGGAAUACUUCGGCGAGAAGCAGGGCUUGCUCAUGGCGUUCAAGGCCCACAUCACGACGGGCUACCUCAUGAUGUCUUUGUUUGGCAUCGUCGUGAUGUUGUGGUGGGCCAACACGGGUUCCAUUACUGGAGAUGGGUCUGUGUUCAUUUAUGCGUGCGUGGUGGGGUUGUGGAGCGUGCUGAGCAUGGAGAGCUGGAGAAGGCAGGAGCGCGAACUAGCUUUGAAGUGGGGCAUGGUCGGCUUCGAGGCGCAACAAGCUAGACGGCCGCAGUUCAAGGGCAUUCCCGACAUGGACGACGCCGUGACCGGACGGCCGGGCGCGUUCUUCCCGCCGCAUAGACGGACGUGUCGCGUCGCGUUCGCGAAGCUUGUGACGUUAAUCUGCCUCGGGUUAUCCGUGGCGUUUUUGGUCGGCUGCGUCUACUACAAGAAGCAGAACGCGACCGCCGGUGCGCUCGUGAACUCGGUCGGCAUCAUCGUCUUCAAAUUAGCGUAUGAAAAAGUCGCCGUCAAAUUAACCGAUGCGGAGAACUGGAUGACCGACACUGUAUAUGCGGAUAAACUCAUCUCGCGCCUAUCAGUCUUCAACUUUGUGAACAGCUACUUCUCCUUAUUUUUUACGAUCUUUUUUUACUGCUGGGCCUUCGGCAAUGAGGGGAAAGAAAACAAGGGCCCGUGCCGCAUGGGCGCCUUCCGCAAGCUCCAGCAGGAUUUGGGGAUUUUGCUAGCUACCCAGAUCUUCGCGCAGAACAUAACUAAUUUUAUCGUCCCUUACAUCCAGCUCAUCGUAAAAAUGAAGACGGAGGGCGGCCUGGAGCGGGACGAGAACGGCGUCGCGCGCGUGAACGAGAUGUCGACGCCCGGCGUCGAGUACUUACUCGUCGAAUGCGACGAGCAGCUGGACAACAUCAAGGCGACGACGAUGGAGGCGACGCAGUACGGGUAUGUUACGUUAUUUUCGGCGGCGUUUCCGCUCGCACCGCUCAUGACGUGCAUCAACAACUUGGUCGGAUUAAGGAUGGACGCCUACAAGUACCUCUGUACGUACCGAAGGAUCCAGCCGUUCGGGUUCGAAGACAUCGGCACGUUCCAGUCCAUUUUUGAGCUCAUGAACUAUCUGGGCAUCGCGUCGUCGUUCCUAGCGAUAGUCUACCGCACGGACGUCCUGAAGAACUACUGGCCGGCGAAGUGGGGCGCGGAGCCGUCGCGGCACCAGGAGGACGUCGUCUUCAUGGUCAUCUGCUCCUUCUACUUCGGGUUCAUGCUCAUGCUGCGGGUGCUGAUCGACGACGUGCCGUUUGACGUGGAACUCCAGAUCAAGCGCAACGACUUCCUCAACUCCAAGAUCAUCGACCACGUCGCGGACGAGGCCGACACGGCCCUGUCGCCGACGGCUUUGACGGUGGCCGUCGAAGUGAAAGACCGGGACACGAUGGAGCCCUACUCGACCUACGACAAGCUCUUUGGAAGAGGAUUGGAAGAGGCUGUAAGAAAAGUCGAAGAAAUCUCGCCGCGGCCUUUGCGGCCCGUCUCGCCCCGGGCUGCUCCGCCCGACGCUUCGCCCAAGGCCGAUGCCUAGGUCUCGCCUCCCUUUCCUUCCUCCCGGGCGCCUUACUCUAGGAGAUAGACCCACUUAACAUCGCCACGAAAAAGGCAACUUCGCUACCGGC
Messenger RNA from Pelagomonas calceolata, 2979 nucleotides. The record is from the annotation of a GenBank genome assembly. Lineage: Eukaryota; Pelagophyceae; Pelagomonadales; Pelagomonadaceae.